ACUCCCAUUCACGGGCAAAUCAAGAUUGAAACUUGCAGAAACCAAGCUCGUCACUAAUGGUAGACUACGCUUCGCUUGCUUGGGAUUUAGCGAAAGAUGGUGUGGCUAUAGUGACAAGAGGCCUAGAAUACAAUGGCACUCGCGAAAGUCUGGAGGCAACCGUCAACGAUUUGAGUCCAGUGGUUGAAAGGAUCGAGGAUUCCUUGACGCGGCUUGAUCUCCCCAUUCAACUGAAACAUGUGCAGAAACUGAAGAAGCUAUUGGCCAAAAACGCCGAGGCCAUUGGAAAGCACAAAAUCCAUUGGUGGAAUUGCGUGCUUGCGCCAUGGUAUCAGCAGAAACUUGAAAAAGAGGCGGCCGACUUGGAAAGGUUCGCCUCUGCUCAGACACAAAUUCACAUGUUUCAUCUUCUGACGAAAAUCCUCUCUGUGCUGAGUUCGAAAGGUCCUCCCAGCCUUGGACGCCGGACCAAUUACGCAUAUAGAUUCGCGGAUCCUCUUGAUGAGAGAUUCCCCAAAUUUACGGUGGGAUUGGAUGGAGAUUCGAUGCAAGAGUUGAGGAAGAACCUGCUUACUGGUAAAGAGCAAGUUAUAAACUUGUAUGGUAUGCCAGGAUCCGGGAAGACCACUAUGGCUCAAAAGCUCUGUCGUGAUCCUCAAGUCCAAGGUAAAUUCAAGAAAAAUAUCUUCUUUGAGACUCUGGGUUCACAGAUUGAAGUGGAGGAAGCAGUGAAGAAGUUGCGGGAUCACGAGCUGCCUAAAUAUGGGGAAAAUCCAGUACUGUUGGUAUUGGACGACGUGUGGCCUCGCACAGAAGAUAUUGUUGAAAUGAUGAGUCUGAAACACAAAGAUUCGAGAAUUCUGGUGACUUCAAGAACCGAGAUGAAAGCAGCUGGAAGCCGACACCUCAUGAAACUGCUCAGCGACAAAGAUGCAGAAAAACUGCUCCGUCACUUCCUUCAAUCGGGUGACAUCGACUUUGAUGACCAAGCUACAAGUGAAAUUCUCCUCCAGGUACUUGAAGGAUGCAAGGGUUUACCUUUGGCUAUUGAAUUCAUUGGUCGUAAACUGAGAAGGAAGGGUUCUGUUCAAGCAGUUCGAGAGGUGCAGUUAGAAUGGUCGCGAGGUCACUCUAUACUUGAUUCCCAUGAAGAUUUGCUUACUCGUCUGCAAAAUUCCGUGGAUGAAUCCCACAGGGAUUACUUCAUGGACCUUGGGUUAUUCCCUGAAGAUCAAAAAAUCCCCAUUACUGUACUCAUAGACAUGUGGAUUGAACUGCAUCACCCAAAUGAACCAGCAAGCUUACCAGCAAUGGCCAUCACCCAAGAAUUAGUAGCCAUGAAUUUGGCUGCUGAUAUCAAAGUUAGAAGGAUAGUUGGAAGGGAAGACCUGGACGAUUAUUACAAUAACUACUUCCUCGAGCAGCAUGAUCUUUUCAGAGAGCUAGCCAUCCAUAUGAGCAAACAGGAACCAUUAGAGAACAGAGAGAGACUGAUCAUUGAUAUGUUUGGGAGUCAGAAUCAUCCUCCAGAAUGGUGGCCCAAGCAACAACAAAGUGUAGUUGCUCCUAAAAUCCUGUCAAUAUCAACAGAUCAAAACAUCACUCCACAUUGGUGCAGCAUUCAAGCAGCCAAAACAGUGGUUCUGGUCUUGAAUAUUUUCAAGACUGCAGAAUACACUUUACCAGAAUUCAUUAAGGAAAUGGAAAACCUGAAAGUUCUUAUAGUCACCAAUAAUGGUGCUUGUAAAACUGACCUAAGAAACCUGGAGCUACUUGGUUCCUUACUGAGCCUUAAAAGAAUCAGACUGCAGCAAGUUUCAAUUCCCUCCCUGCGUGAUCUGAAGAAUGUGCACAAGCUAUCACUUUACAUGUGUGAUGUGAAGAAGGCUUUUGAGAACAGUUCCAUUGACUUCUCAGAAGCAAUGCCAAAACUGGUAGAGUUGAGCAUUGAGUAUUGUAAAGAUUUGGUGGAGCUGCCUACUGGAUUCUGCAAGAUGGUCACCAUGAAGAACCUCACCAUAAGUAGUUGCCACGACUUUGUCAGGCUACAUGAAGAGAUUGGGAAGCUUGAGAAUUUGGAAUUACUGAGGAUUAAUUACUGUGCUAAUUUUGAAGAAAUGCCAGAGUCAAUCUCAGAGCUCCAGAGCCUAACCAGUCUGGACAUCUCAUACUGCCCAAGCCUUAGAAAAUUACCAGUCAAUAUUGGUAAGAUGCAGAAUCUGGCAAAGCUUUACAUGGCGGGUUGCCCAAUACGAGAAUUGCCAGACUCAAUGAUGGAUUUUAACAAGUUAGAAAGGGUGAUAUGCGAUGAGUAUGCAUCUCCCUUGUGGGAAGUUAUCAUAUCUCGCUUUUCCAGUAGACCAAACAUAAAUGUGGCCGACAUGGAUGUUAGCUUAAAUUGGCUUUGCUGAAUUUCGCUUCCAAACUUUCUUCAUUUGAACUGGCAAACCUUGAUCUCAGGUUGUUUCGGGUGUCUGUUUCCCUUCUUAGUUGUCGUUUGAAUAAGCGGCCUAUUGUCAGUGCCAUUCACUUCACAAUAUUCACUUUGGGAUUAUCUUAA
Messenger RNA from Neltuma alba, 2560 nucleotides. RefSeq names its product putative disease resistance protein At5g47280. Gene Ontology annotation, molecular function: ADP binding. The record is from RefSeq and is a predicted model, not a curated record. NCBI's taxonomy places the organism in Eukaryota, Viridiplantae, Streptophyta, Magnoliopsida, Fabales, Fabaceae. The transcript is spliced from 5 exons. The coding region runs from base 57 to 2411 and encodes 784 amino acids.